This is a messenger RNA of Plasmodium vivax (malaria parasite P. vivax), 4992 nucleotides long. RefSeq names its product plasma membrane Ca2+ ATPase, putative. Gene Ontology annotation, cellular component: intracellular membrane-bounded organelle. NCBI's taxonomy places the organism in Eukaryota, Apicomplexa, Aconoidasida, Haemosporida, Plasmodiidae. The transcript has 4 exons. The coding region runs from base 1 to 4992 and encodes 1663 amino acids. Gene Ontology annotation, molecular function: P-type calcium transporter activity. The record is from RefSeq and is a predicted model, not a curated record.
AUGAACAACGAAAUCACGAAGAGCCUGUUUCCGUAUGAGGCGAAAUUCUUCAAGGGCAUCUUCGACAAGUACAUGAAAAAUGAAGACUACAGCGAGGAGCUGAAGGUGGUUAGGAGCUCCAAGAAUUUAAUGGAGGAAGUGAUUAGCAAAGAAAAUGGGUUAAACUUUUAUUUGGAGGAAAACUGUGAUGACACAUUUUUGCGACAAUGCAAGUUAACGUUUUUUCGAAAAAUGUUAAAGUAUGUCUAUGGGGGGAGGGGCAAAAGUGUAGACACGGUUGAUGGGCAGCAGGGGAAGCACGUUAGCGAAGGGAUUGGCGAUGCAAAGAAACUGCCAGACUACUUUGUGUUUAACAAAAAGAUCAACGUCAUCAAUAGCUACCGAAUUUACAGCUACUGCUCGAACAUCAUUCAGUCGCUUCCCUCGAUCACCUACUUUUCCGUUGUGAAGAUUUACCUGGCGAACUACCCCCUGAGCGUUUUUCUGUCUUGCGUUUACUUCUACACCUUUGUGACGUACGUGUGUGACGGGGAGAACCUCAUAGAGUUCCUAGGGUCGCUGUUCUUCUCCCUCAUUGUGACCAUCGGCUGCCUUUCCCUGACGGCAGUGCACUACGCGAAGGAAAACAGAAUCAACUCGAUCAUGUCAAAGAUGAAUAACUUUAAAGAGAACUAUAUCUGCCGCAACUUUAUAAAGAACAGGGCGAAGGGGAAAGGAAAGUUGGCCAAAUUUGAGAGCAGAAAAACGAUCGAAAUUAGGAAGUACUCCAAGUAUUUCUUCCUAAAGAGUUUUCUCAACCGGAUAAAUGCGGAGCUGUUCGACUACGAGGUGUUCAAGGGGGACAAGCACUCCAGCUAUGUGCAGGAGAACUUUAAGGAAAUUACUCCCAUGGGGUAUUGUCCCGAUAGUUCCGAGGGAGAGGCGAAGCUAACGCCAAGUGGGCCAAGCUGCAAUGGCAAAAGUGCAGACACGCCCAGAGCCACCGCGGAGGGUGCAUUGCCAGACAGGGGAAGUAAGACGGGGUCGAAGCUGCUACCAAGUGAAGAGCAAAGGGAUAAAAUUUUGGAGACGCACGAUGAGGAAGGAAAGACCAACGUGGCUGCGAAGAAGGUCCUCCUAUGUAGCGAGUCAGAUGGGGAGCACAACCCCAGUGGAGACGAUCAAAAGGAGGGCAAUAUUGAAGAGGGAAGAAGGACCUCCACCGAAAUGGAAAAAGAAAAAAAAAGAAACCUACUAAACUACAUUUUGUUCGAAAAUAACCUAUACACAAUUAACAGUAAGAACAUUUUAGUAGGCGACGUCGUGUACCUGUUCAAGGGGGACGUGAUCCCAGCGGAUGGGAUCCUCAUCAAAAGUAACAACCUGGUAGUGGAUGAGUCGAGAAUUUUAAAGCUAGAAAAAACGUGGAAGAAAAAAAUUAGCCUUGACGAAUAUAUGUACUACUAUGAGAGGUCUAAGAAGAGGAAGAUCAGCCUCAACGAGUUGAGGAAGAAGAAACUCAACUAUUUGGAAGUGCUCAAUUUGAAGGUCAAGAUGGCGUUGAAGAGGUUCAGCCGGGAAGAGGGGGACCCCGGCGCGGCAGUCGCAGGCGAAACUGGAGAGAAUGCAGACGAAAGCAGAGGCGAAAAUGGCAAAAUUGCAGGCGAACGAGGCAGCAAAAACAACGCGCUAGCGACAAAUUUCGAGAAACUGUUCGAAUACUCCCCCCUUGUCCUGUCGGAGUCGAUCGUGCGAGCCGGCACGGGCAUCAUGCUAACCACCUGCGUUAGUAAAAACAAGCAGAUGUUCCAAAAUACAAUCAAAGACAUGGAGGAGAGCACCGAACUGGAAGACAUCAUCAAUAGCUUCUCAAAAAAUGUAGUCAUUAUAAUCAUCUUCUAUUGCAUCCUCUGCAUCCUCUUCGUAUUUAUUCACUUCUUAAUUAACUUGGUAGAGAAUAACAUGCAAACUUAUUCCUACAACUUGCUCAUGUUUUUGCUUAACUGCAUCAUUUUGGAGAUCAUGAAGUACCUGCUGUUGUCCAUCGACCAGAUGCCCCUCCUCCUGCAGAAUUGCAUAGCGUUAAAUUCCAGGCAAAUAAUGCGCGAACAUUUUAUCCUAAAGAAAAAAAAUACUUUCGAGAAAAUUCUUUUCACUAAUAUGAUUUACAUCGAUUUGGAGAAAUACAUAAAGUACAGAUGUGUGUACUUCUUUUGCAACUCGAAUUUUUGUUUUUCCACCGCCUCUGGGGGGGGAGAGGCAGAUCUGCAGCUGCAAGUGGGGCAGAAGUUGGCUAAGGUGCUUAACUUGGUUAACUUGGCUACGGACCAGGGGAGGAAGGCAGAAAUGAUGAGGAGCCUCUUUUUCAAGAUGCUCGUCCAGGGUAUCCUCACCACCAGUAAUUUGUACCAUUAUAAUGAAAACUUUCUGUGCAUAGAUUUGUCUCUCUUAAAAUUCUUGAAGGGGUUCAAAAUAAAGUUCGAAGAUUACUUCAUCUGUAAGAAGCGCCUAUUUCGUGUUAUAUCUAGUGGCCAGGAUUUUGUAAUCGCGUUUGUCUUGUCGGAGGAGGGCUUUUUGGGUCAGGGGGUGCCCGGUGCGCAGGGCGGGGAGCCCCCCAGCGUGCUGCGCAUCUUCGUCCGGGGCCGCGCCAGCCUGGUCCUCCCCAAGUGCAGCCAGUACCUGGACGGCGACGCGGUGCACGGCGACGUCGCCCCGCUGAGGGAAAAGGCCCAGCAGGUGCAGCAGGAAAAGCACGAGGCAGUCAUCUGCCUCGCGUACAAGGAAGUGGCGCUGGGCGCCAAGGAGAGGGAGGAGCUCUUCCAGUACGAAGACGACAACGACUACACAUUUGACAACAAACAAAUGAAUAAAAACCUGGAGGAAACGUACCUCAAGUAUGUAGAACAGAAUGACUAUACGUGUGUAUCCAUCCUGAUAUUCGAAAAGAUGCUGACCAAGCAUUUCUAUUUUGAUUACAAAAUGUUGGAAGCGAACGGCAUGGACGUGAAGGUGUUUACCAAGGAAGGCAUGUCUAAGGUGAAGAAGCUGUUUUGUGACUUUCCCCAUUUCUUUGAAAAUUUCCAGCUGUACAAUGCAAAGUUGGUGGGCGAAGAGGAGGCGCUGGAUCUGCACUACCAAAAUGAGGGAGACCGGUUUGGUAGCUAUCCCCAGGGGGGGGGGAAGAAAAAGGAAAAGGUGAAUUCGCAGGGAAGGGAGCAAAAAAACGGGGAUGAAAAUGACAUCUACGAGACACCGCCUUGCGAGGGAACCGCAAACCUGGGGAAUUACACCCUGAAGAAGGGGGCCAGCAAAUAUUUGGCGCCCAACAAAUGCAGAAGUGAAAUUUUAAAUUUGAAAGAGUGUGACGAUAACGUGAUGAUAAAUAUGACUAGCCAAAAUGAAGCGAGAAAGAAGAAGCACGAUUUUCUCCUAAGCAACAACAUUUUUUACAAUUGCGAAAAUACGGAGUUAUCCCGUCUGUUGACCAUUUCGAAUUAUUAUGGGAAGAAUGCCCUCGCGACAAACGAAAGUAGCGUAGUCUGUGAAGAGUCAUCGUGCAGUCUACGCAUAUGCGACAAUAGGGGUAGAGGAGAGUGCAAAGAAAAAAGCGACAUUGUCAUUUUGAAUAAAAGUUUAUACGAUUUUGUAAAAUUGAAAAAUUUCUCAAAUUGUAUUCUCACCAAUUUGCAGCUAUUCAUAGAGUAUAACAUUACCUUGUAUGUCUGCCUUGUCAUUUUCUCCACCGUUUGCACAUUGGUCAACGGGUUUGAAUUUUUAAAUACCAUACAAAUUCUGUACAUUUAUUUUGUGAAGAAUGUCAUUUUUCAUUACCUUUCUUGCUAUCGAAAGAGUCCCAUAAGUACCGGGGGGAAGAAGAAAAAACAAACGUAUGACUUCUUUAAAGAAAAUGAUAUAAACGGUAUGAUUUCCUCUAUUAUAUCCAAGACGGUGAUUCUAUUUUUGGUAUUUUUCUUUGGACAUGUAUUCAUUCCUGAGUCUACAUGGGAUUUCGUCACCCCCGAAUUGAGGAACCUGUUUGAGUUUUCCGAGUUUUCUUACCUUACGGAUAGGCAGCAGUCAAGCUACUUUCACACCAUACGGUCUUGUAUUCGUUUUAAAAAAAAUUUGGAAAAUUUGAAAAUACAAAAUGUUAUUGAUGUUAAGAAUGAUUACAGAUCGAUGGCCGAAUGGGACAGCUACAUCAGCCCCGGUAGACAUGGCACUAUCCUCUUUAACAUUUUUUUUCUCUUUUUCUUUUUCUCCUAUGUUCACAUAUAUUUGAAGUCCUUUCUCAGCGAUAUUCACAUGUACUGCGAAAUGUACAAGGGGGUGCAGGCUGACCGAUUUAGGAACUACCUCAUCCCUUUUCUGGGGAACCAACGGGGGGGUAGGAGGGACCUCUCCGCGGACGUUCGCCACUUCAUGGAGGAGCUCAAGGAGGAGGGCCGAUCGGCUGGCUUGGCCAACACAAAAAAUGUGAACAAUUUGGCAAGUGGGCCAAGCGGACCAAGCGGAUCAAGCGGACUAAGCGGCCAAUUGGGAAGUGGCCAAGCGGGGAAAAACGCAAGUCGAGAGGUACCACCCACCGGGGAGGAGCAGCUUUCCUCACAGAAGAUACCGAUAGCUAGUAAAAUGAUGUCCCAAGCGAGCCCACCCAAUGAUAAUUUCCGUGUGAUGCUACUGAACCUCAUUUGGGAAAACUCCACGACCUUCGUAAUUCUUUUUUUUCUGCUGGGGGUACACAUUUUUGUCAUUCAGUUCGGCUCAUUCUUCUUCAACUUACACGUGAGGGGGUUGACUCUGCUGCAGUGGGCAUUUUGUUUCGCCUGCUGUCUCCUCGAUUUCGUCCUUUACUUUGUCAUUUUGCGCCUGGGCCUGUUUCUGCUGCCCGCCAGUUCUUUCAAAACCUUCCAGAAUUUGUACGAGCCGCGGGAAAGGAGCGUAUUUGACACCUUGAAUGAUUACAAGCGGAGCUACAUGUCCAAGCGGUAUAAGUACGACCUGAAGGUGUAA